CCCUUCACCUGCUCUCUUCAUCAUCAAGCAACUCUCUCUUUCUCUUUAUUUUUCUGUCUUAUUUUUUUAAAAUUAAUUUUCUCUCUUGUAACUCCUAAAUUCGUCGAAUCUCUCACUGCUGAAGGUGCCGCGAAACGUUGUGUUAUCAGUUUUAUCAGUUUUUGGUAAAAGUGGAGUAUGGUGGUUCACUGGUGUAACUGGUUGGAGAACUUAAAAUUUUAAGUGUCAAGCAAACACUAGUAGGUACAGCACCUCGCGCAAACAGAUCCAUGGCUUAUGAGCAAUAUUUUGCCCGGGAAUGGAAAUCCAUUACAGGUGCAGCAACUGGUUCAGACAAUUAUAAUGGUUGCUUUGACUGCAACAUCUGCUUGGAGUUUGCAUAUGAGCCGGUUGUCACCUUAUGUGGCCAUCUCUACUGCUGGCCCUGCAUCUACAAGUGGCUCCAUGUUCAGAGUGCCUCCCUUUCUUCUGAUGAACACCCACAAUGUCCAGUAUGCAAGGCAGGCAUAUCCCACACACAAAUGGUUCCCCUCUAUGGAAGGGGUCAAACUCCAACUGAAUCUGAGCUUCCAGACAAACCGCCUCUUCCUGGCAUGGCAAUUCCCCCUAGACCACCAGCAUGCGGUACCCAAGCUCUUCAAUCCCCUUCGUCGAAUUCUGUUCAACAGCUUCCAUACCGUAAUCCUUAUCAAACCCAACACUAUAAUCCUUAUCCGGACAGCAGUUUAGAAGAUAACUCUCCAUCUCCUUUUAAUCUUGGGACCACCGGAAUGACCAGUUUUCAUCAUCCUGCAGUCGGUAUGUUCGGAGAGCUGGUUUACGCAAGGGUUUUUGGAAAUUCAGAAAGCUUACACACAUAUCCCAACUCCAAUCACCUACGGGUUGGUAGUAACCCCCGGUUGAGAAGGCAAGAGAUGCAGGCAGAAAAGUCACUAAACAGAAUUUCCAUCUUCCUUUUCUGCUGCUUUCUUCUGUGCCUUGUUGUAUUUUGAUCAUAGUUAGGUAAUUUGUCUUUCUUGUAUACUUUGUACAGAGAGUUAAGAGACCCGAUGUAAGCUUAUUGAAAUGGUAGAUUAGAUAUUAUAUAUAACAUAUAAAUGUAUAUAAAUAAGUGUAUAUUAGAGAAAUUUGCUGAAAAAUAUGAAUACAAUUUCUGCAA
Molecule: messenger RNA, 1159 nt
Organism: Mangifera indica (mango)
Lineage: Eukaryota; Viridiplantae; Streptophyta; Magnoliopsida; Sapindales; Anacardiaceae
Product: E3 ubiquitin-protein ligase RMA1H1-like
Exons: 3
Coding region: 270-992 (240 amino acids)
Biological process (GO): ubiquitin-dependent protein catabolic process
Cellular component (GO): endoplasmic reticulum
Molecular function (GO): ubiquitin-like protein conjugating enzyme binding; metal ion binding; ubiquitin protein ligase activity
Source: RefSeq, a predicted model, not a curated record